This is a messenger RNA of Daucus carota subsp. sativus, 774 nucleotides long. RefSeq names its product ribonuclease 3-like protein 3. Gene Ontology annotation, cellular component: cytoplasm; nucleus. Gene Ontology annotation, molecular function: ribonuclease III activity; RNA binding. Gene Ontology annotation, biological process: siRNA processing. NCBI's taxonomy places the organism in Eukaryota, Viridiplantae, Streptophyta, Magnoliopsida, Apiales, Apiaceae. The coding region runs from base 1 to 774 and encodes 257 amino acids. The record is from RefSeq and is a predicted model, not a curated record. The transcript is spliced from 3 exons.
AUGGAAGAAAUCACAGAACAAUUUCGAAAACUUGACCCAGAGAGUUCAGAAAAUUUACAACAAGUGGAGGAAAUAAUAGGAUACAGUUUUAGAAAUAAAGGGUUGUUAGAGGAAGCUUACACAGAUCCUUCCUAUACAAAGAAUCCAAAAAGCUCCUAUGAACGGCUUGAAUUUCUAGGAGAUACAGUACUCAAUUUUCUCAUGGGGACGGAACUGUUUAGUCUCUAUCCAGAUUUGAUGCCGGGUGAGCUGACUCAGUUACGGUCUGCCAAUGUCAGCACAGAGAAACUGGCACGAGCUGCAGCUGAACAUGGUUUAUACAGGUUCUUGCGGCAUGAUAAACCCCUGCUUAGUGCUCAAAUUGAAGAAUUUGUUAGCACUUUCUCAAGAUAUUCUUUAUCUUGUGUGGGAUUAAUUGAUGCACCCAAGACUCUUGCUAACAUUGUUGAAUCUACUAUUGGAGCUGUGUUCGUUGACUGUAACAACAGUAAUGAAAUCACCUCAAAGGUCAUUAAAAAGUUGUUGCAACCUAUAAUUAUUCCAUCAACGAUGACAAGACAUCCGGUUACUCUAUUGUUUGAAAUAUGUCAAAAAAAUGGAUUCCACAUUGAAGUAAUUGAUUCAUGGCAGGAAAAUGGACAAAUAGAAAUUAUGAUAGCAAAUAAAUAUGUUGGAAGAGGAGAAUACAAAACUAAAAAAGCAAUUGCAUACAAUAGAGCUGCUGCAGAUGCCUAUAAUGACAUUGUAGAAAAGCAUCAUGUAGAUGAUAGCUAA